UGUCAAAGGUGUAAACAUUUUAACGGAACAGUUAUUUUCUUACAUCUCAUCUGCUGUGGCAUUCCAUUUAAAAUCGGAGUCAGGGGCCUCCCGAGGGCUGCAGCGGUCAGACCCGGGUUGUGCCAUAGGACUGCACACAAUUGCUCCAGCGUCGUCCGGGUUAGGGGAGGGUUUGGCUCAUCGCGCCCUAGCGAGUCCUUGUUGCCUGCAGGCUGACCCCGGUCGCCAAUAGGCUCUAUGCAUUAUACCGCCUCCAACAUUCUAAUUUACUUCCUACCGGGUUGAUAACUUCCGGAGCGAUUUCUGCUGUCUUUAUCAUUAGCUUACUAGCUAUAACUGUAGUUGAUGCAUUUCUGACUGAAAUAGUUCGCAAUGAUUACGUUUAAAUUACAGCCCGGCGAAGGAGGUGCUAAUGAACAUUGUUCAGUGCCUCUGUGUUCAGUUUCCUCCAAAUGUAAUGGUAUUGUGAGCUUCCAUAGUUUCCCGCUCGAUGUAACUUAAAGCUCAGAAAAAGGGUGGGAGUAUGUCGUGACAACUUUACUGUCACCAAACACACAAAGGUGUGUAGUACACAUUUUGUUGAGGGAAAAAUGGGGGGCGACAAUACCUAAAAAGAGGUGUUGUUCCUACUCUUCGCGUGGAACUAGCACAUUCAAAAGAGACCCGGUGUUUGGGAAAGAAGACUGAAACCUUCUGCUCCAACCGAGGAGGACGAAGAACAAGGUGCGCUGCUUAUGGACUGUGCCGUCUCUGAUCCGGUCCAGACACAUGAUUACUAUGCAGUCCCUGAACGUGACCCUAAUGGCAAAACAUGAGCACGUAAGAGAAAUUAAAGAGCUUCGAGCCAAGCUGGAGAACUGACCGCCCAACACGGCUUUGGUCUACAGCGAUUUGCUGGUUCUGACGAGGGUAUACGUUUUUACACAAGACGUCUGAAAAAGGCAUUGGGCCUCCCUGGACACUUCAAUAACCGCCCGAGAAACAGCAUGAGCCUGAAUAUGGGGUCAGCUGAUGGUGUCCUCAAGCGGGGGUCUUUUGGAUGGAACACUGAUGGAAACUUCAGCUCUGUAUGCCCCAAUGGAUCGGUAUGGGUUUGGGAAGGGCUGGGGGAAUGUGCCCAGGACGCCAGGGACAUGGCCAGUGUCAUCCUGGGUCUGCUGUCUAUAGUGUGCUUCAUGGUUUCUUCUCUGCCGCAAUACUACAGCUCUUGUAAGAGUGGGAAUAUGGACAGCGCCUUGUCCAUUUGGUUUCUGUUGCUGUGGCUGGGGGGUGACUCCUGCAAUCUUGUAGGCUCAUUCUUAGCUGACCAACUGCCGCUACAGACAUAUACAGCAGUUUAUUAUGUCCUGGCUGACUUAUUGAUGCUGGGAUUGUACUUUUACUACGUAUCUAAGCACAGGAUGAAUAACAACAGGUCGGUUCUAAAUGUAGUUGGUGUAGUCUAUAUACUGGGCUUCUUUGCCAGCCUCAUUGCCUUACCUGGGUCAGGGUCCCAACAGGAUGUCGUCCUCUCUGGGUUUAAGGGGCGGGCCUUGCUGUCAACCACUGUGGACAGUGUUAAGGCUUUCAGCACCAAGGAGAUUAUUGGGUUUACCAUUGGCUCCAUAUCCUCAGUGCUCUACCUCUGUUCCAGACUGCCACAGAUGCACACUAAUUACACAAGGAAGUCGACGGAGGGUGUGUCCUACUUCCUGUUUGCCCUGGUCAUCCUGGGUAACACUAUGUACGGCCUGAGUGUGCUGCUGAAGAACCCUGAGCAAGGCCAGGGAGAGGGAAGCUACGUCAUCCACCACCUGCCCUGGCUCAUAGGAAGCCUGGGCACCCUCUCUCUAGACAUCCUGAUUUCCGUACAGUUCCUGAUAUACCGCAAUAAUGCCCCUCUGGAGUUGGAAUCGCAGCAUGUUGAGAGAGCUCCUCUGCUGGACAAAUGAAACGGCUCCCUUUGUGCUGGAUCUAGCAGUUCAGACAAUUAUCCCCACCCAAUAGACUCACUCACAUUCCUAAACACUAAAUCCAUAAUGUUUUGAUAAACACAGGAAAUCCCUUUUCACUGUAUUGUUAUAUUUAUUUUUAUUUAUGUGAUUUGUGUUGUGAGAAAGAUGCCACUUUGUUCAUUGGGAUUCAGCUAUAGUUUACUUUAACUGUACUUAAUUGCUCUUAAUCUUUUAGAGAAGGACCUUCCAACCAUUUGUCUAAAUACUUCUAGUAUUUAAAAACCUCUCCUGACAAUCAUGACACUACUACUGGUCACUACAUGGAACCCUCUCGUCGGAUUAGAAUAGUCUUGUUAUUGUAUUUCAGAAGUGAUUGACAACAUAUUUUUUUGCAGAUCACUUCAUGUCUUGAGUAUACAGAGACAUGAAUCUUAGUGUCUUGACAUGUUCAUGUGGAUUUAUUGUAACUUCAUUAAAUUAAAGUGUAAAUAUCUGAAGUACUGUACUUCAUUUAUUUGAUUGUUUACUUAA
Messenger RNA from Oncorhynchus kisutch (coho salmon), 2465 nucleotides. It is a transcript of the gene slc66a1, whose product is annotated as solute carrier family 66 member 1. The transcript is spliced from 9 exons. Gene Ontology annotation, cellular component: membrane. Gene Ontology annotation, molecular function: basic amino acid transmembrane transporter activity. The record is from RefSeq and is a predicted model, not a curated record. Lineage: Eukaryota; Metazoa; Chordata; Actinopteri; Salmoniformes; Salmonidae. Bases 987 to 1931 code for a protein of 314 amino acids.